GGAUUGUAUAAGUCAUUAUAAUAUGCUAUGCCUAAAUUUUAAUGAAACGCUUAGGGGUUUCACGGAUUGUGUGUCAAAAUAAUACACGGUUUCAUUCAACAUAUGGAAUAACACCGCUUACGCAUAAGCAAAUGCAAGUACGUUUUGGAAAUCCAAACAAAGAGAUUAGGGACCAGCAGACGCUUCUAAAAUUGACAGAGUUGCAAAUGUCCAAAUGGCGACUUAAUAAGUGGAAUUUUCGGGUUCCAUUGCUAAUCGAUGGUGAACAAAAAAGGCAACUAUUCUUGCAAUUAGAUAUCCUAAAAAGUUUAUGUAUCGAGCAAAUGAAACAGAAUGAAGCAGUCGAAAAUGAUAUUAAACUCGUUUCUUCUUUAACAGGAAUUUCCCCAAAUUUAGUUCAACAAAAAAAUCGUGCUUGGUUGCAUGAAGAAGCUGCGAAACUUCGCUGGAUGGGUGAGUUAAACAAGGCCAAGGAUCUUCGUGAUGCCUUUUUACGACUUGAGGUAUAUGGUUCAUCUGACCAUCGACUUUUGGAGCGGCUUUGUUGUGUCUAUGGACUUGGGAUGCUUGGUACAUUUGAAAAGGCAUUCUCCAAUCUUAUUACUGAAAAAAAUGCCACUGGUGAACUAUACGUAGAUGAGGGUAAUCCGUUUACAGAGUUACUACAAUAUAUUAUGACUCGUUUUCCUCAUUUUGACAUAAUUUAUGAUUUUCUUGGAUUUAAUCCUGUUAGCGGUUAUCGUGCUUCAUUAAGCCGUUUUUUGACUAGUUUAUUCCAAGCAAAGUAUAUCAAUGAAAAAAAUAUGACAUCAGGAAGAAUUCUUUUUCACAAUCCUCAUCGGAAGGAAAUUUUGUUCGAUUAUGGUGAUAGUAAAAAUACAAUUGGCUUUAAUGACUCCAUUUUCGGGCUUCCUGAUUUUCUUUACAUAAAAAAUAUGGAUUUUUAUUUGAUCAUUAUCGCUUCAAAUAAUCACUGGUUGCGUAAUCGGCAGGUUCCACACAGAAAACAACUGGAAGGAAUUGCACGAAGAGGAAGCUUUGUUUUUGGGAUUCCUAUAGACAAAGUACGAAUUAAAAACCUCUUACUUCCUCCAUAUUAUUUGGACAAUGCCUCUUUGUUACGUUUAGUUGAUAUUAUUCUUGAUCUUUCGAAGGAAAAGCAAAAAGAACUUAUUCCAUGGCUUUCAUUGUAUGAUAAAAAACUUGACCCCAAGGACAUUGAUUAUUGUGAAUUAUCAACGACUGUCAAUGAAGAGGAAUGGCUUACUUUGUAAGUUUUUGUUUCAAUUUUAUCGUUUGAAGACUAUCGAAUGCUUUGGUAUUCAAUACACUUCAAAUAUAUAUUUACUCAAAUAAA
Molecule: messenger RNA, 1357 nt
Organism: Phytomonas sp. Hart1
Lineage: Eukaryota; Euglenozoa; Kinetoplastea; Trypanosomatida; Trypanosomatidae
Source: the annotation of a GenBank genome assembly